Alexandromys fortis (reed vole) is the source of this 2116-nucleotide messenger RNA. It is a transcript of the gene Arl16, whose product is annotated as ADP ribosylation factor like GTPase 16. The record is from RefSeq and is a predicted model, not a curated record. The transcript has 5 exons. NCBI's taxonomy places the organism in Eukaryota, Metazoa, Chordata, Mammalia, Rodentia, Cricetidae. The coding region runs from base 58 to 570 and encodes 170 amino acids. Gene Ontology annotation, molecular function: GTPase activity; GTP binding.
CGGAGGCGGGCCUCCCGGCGUCGCAGCUCCAAGGGACCGGGGCCCGGAGGACCGGGGAUGUGUCUCUUACUGGGGGCUGCGGGGGUCGGGAAGACCCUGCUGGUGAAACGCCUGCAGAAGCUGAGCUCGGGAGAUGGCAAGGGCGACCUGGGGGACCCUCCGCCGACGCGGCCCACGGUUGGCACCAACCUCACUGACAUCGUGGCCCACAGGAAAAUCACCAUCCGAGAGCUCGGGGGUUGCAUGAGCCCCAUCUGGUCCAGUUACUAUGGAAACUGUCAUUCGCUCCUGUUCGUGAUGGACGCCUCCAACCCCACCCAACUCUCUGCAUCCUGUGUGCAGCUCUUGGGUCUCCUUUCUGCAGAAGAACUUGCAAAAGCCUCGGUCCUGAUACUCUUCAAUAAAAUCGACCUUCCCUGUUACAUGACCGUGGAGGAAAUGAAGUCAAUAAUCAGGCUUCCAGACAUCAUUGCUUGUGCCAAGCAGAACAUCGCCGCUGCAGAAAUAAGUGCCAGGGACGGCACUGGCUUGGCAGCAGUACUGCUCUGGCUCCAGGAGCAGCACAGAUGAGCAGCUGACGGCUGGACGGAGCAUUCUGGCUGACCCGGUGCCUGGGGACAAAGACUGGCGUGAUUGCCUCUGAAGAUGCGUUCUCUGAAGCAGACCCGCCCAGUGUGUGUCUGACUGACAAGCCUGUGUACAGACACUACUGUCAUCCGGAGUAUGUCAUCUCUGGAGAAUGUCCCCAAGACUGGGAGAGGACAGAACUACAGGUGGCUGGAUGUCUUCCUGCUAUCCAGAUGAAAGUGCUGCUGGGACUGCACCAGGAAACUCUGGACCUGUGCCUGAGGGCUGUGGACUCUAUUGCCCCACUGAGCCCAGAUAGUUUUUGCUAGUACAAGCUCGGCCCUUCUGAGUUUCUGAUAUCCUAACCAUGUUCCCCAGAAAAAAAUAUAUAAAGUUAGUGAGUAUAAGAACUGUCUGAAGAGGGCUGGAGAGGUAGCUCAGCAGUUUAGAACACUGGCUGCUCUUCCAGAGGACCUGAGUUCAAUUCCCAGCACCCAUAUGACAGCUCACACUGUCCGUACCUCCUGUCGAGGAAUCUGACGCUCUCACACAGACAUACAUGCAGGCAAAACACCAUGAAAAAAAAGUCUCAAUGAGAAACAAAAACCAGGCAGGAUGUGGUGGUACAGGGCCAUGGCUUGAGCUACUCAAGAGACCAGAGUGGAAGGAUCAUUUUGAGCUCAGGGAUUGAAGAACCCAGGCAACACUGGGGUCAGAAGAGCCUCUCAAAAAGAUAGGGGUGAGGGACCAGGUGUGGUAGAGCAUUUCUUGGGAGACAGAGGCAGGAGGACUUCUGAGUUCUGGGCUAGUCUGGUCUACACAAACACUGUCUAAAAAACAAAAAGAUGAAGCCAGCAGUGGUGGCAUAUGUCCUAAAUCCCAGCACUCAGGAGGCAGAGGCACUCUUGAGUUCAAGGCCAGCCUGGUCUACAGAGCAAGUUCCAGGACAGACAGGGCCACACAGAGAAACUGUCUAAGGAAAACAACAGCAGCAACAACAAAAAGAUGAGGAGGUUUGACAUCACCAGAGAUAAGAGUGUUUCCAUUGCUUCAUUUGUUCUUUUAAAUAUAUAGUUUGUUGGGGGCUAGAGAGAUGGCUCAGAGGUUAAGAGCACUAGCUAUUCUUCCAGAGGUCUUGAGUUCAAUUCCCAGCAACCACAUGGUGGCUCACAGCCGUAUGGAAUGCUGAAUGUGAUAAAUCUCUUUUAAAAAAUUAAUAAUACCUAAAAGCAUGGAUGAGGGCAUCUUUAACAAAAGUUGAAAGUAAGACAUACCCAAAGCAAUAUGGGUAUGGGCUCUUUCUCAAGACAAGGUUUUGAGAAAUCUUGUGUAAAAGUCCAAACUGUCAUGGAACUCACUAUGUAGACCAGGCUGGCCUCAAAAAUCACAGAAAUCUGCCUGCCUCUGCCUCCUAGUGCUGGGAUUGAAGGCGCAUGGUAUCACCACCCAACUGGGUAUGGGCUCUUUAAAUGAGAGUUAUCCAGAGUUCUUCGAUACACUUCAGUUGGCUACAGAACUAGCCAGUUGUGCUUUAACUGGAUGGUUACAU